Messenger RNA from Maylandia zebra (zebra mbuna), 12738 nucleotides. RefSeq names its product StAR-related lipid transfer (START) domain containing 9 (gene stard9). Lineage: Eukaryota; Metazoa; Chordata; Actinopteri; Cichliformes; Cichlidae. The record is from RefSeq and is a predicted model, not a curated record. Gene Ontology annotation, molecular function: microtubule binding; ATP binding; aspartic-type endopeptidase activity. Gene Ontology annotation, biological process: proteolysis; microtubule-based movement.
UUUCACUUCUCUGCUGAGACUUUUGGAGACGUUCGGAUUCUCGAUCAGAAGUCGGGAGAUGGCUUGAACAAGAGCGGGGGGGGCUUACCGGACAACUUUGCCCCACUGUAUUGGAGAAAUAUGAAGCGAUGUUCACCAUGCUCACAUUAAAACCGUUAUUUUACACUAAGUCCGACUUGGACAGCUGCUGAGUUGCGUGUAAAACCCCUCAAAACAAUAACACACAUCAUGGCAAACGUAAAAGUUGCGAUUCGAGUCCGACCUCUCAACGCGAGGGAGAGCGCAGAUGGAGGAAGGCUAGCUGUUCGGGUGGAGGAUAAGUUUGUGAAGAUCCGAAACGUGAAGUUGGAUGGACGGACAGAAGGAGCUGUAGAUUCCAGGGAGAAGCUUCUGGAAUUUUGUUUUGACUACUGCUACUGGUCGGUGGAUCGCGCAGACCCUCACUAUGCAUCGCAGGAGGAGGUGUUCCAGGACCUGGGUGUGUCGGUACUGUCCGGAGCUUCUGAGGGCUACAAUGUGUGCCUGUUUGCUUAUGGUCAAACAGGAUCUGGAAAGACUUACACCAUGAUGGGGACGCCGGACUCCAUGGGCUUGACUCCUCGCAUUUGUCAGGGUCUCUUUCAGUCUGAAGACACUUUUUCAGAUGGGCAGAACUCAAGCAGAGUGGAGAUCAGCUUCUUGGAGAUCUAUAACGAGCGUGUAAGAGAUCUGCUGAAGGGAGGAGAGCAGAAGAAGAAAGCCACACUGAGAGUUAGAGAACAUCCUGAGAAAGGACCCUAUGUACAAGACCUUUCAUCACAUGUGGUCUCAGACUGCAAACAGGCCAUAGACCUUCUGGAGGAAGGCAUCGCCAACCGCAUCACCGCAGCAACCCACAACCAUGAUGCCAGCAGCAGAUCCCAUGCAAUCUUUACGAUUCAGUACACACAGGCUAUCCUAGAAAACAACCUUCCUUCUGAAACUGUCAGCAAGAUUAACCUGGUCGACCUGGCUGGGAGUGAGAGAGCAGAUCCCCACUACUGCAGGGAUAGACUGACAGAGGGCUCCAACAUCAACAAGUCUCUGGUUACUCUAGGCAUUGUCAUUUCAGCUCUUGCUCAGAACUCACAGAUGUCAAGCAGCUGCCAGAGUAUCAACAGCGUGGCCUCUGAGGGCGAUGGUAGCACAGUGGGUAGCCACAGCAGCUCGCUGUCUGGAGGUGGAGGUGGGAGGAGGCACUGCUUCAUUCCCUACAGAGACUCAGUCCUGACAUGGCUUUUGAAAGACAGUCUGGGUGGAAACUCCAAAACCAUUAUGAUUGCAACGGUCUCACCCUCUGCCAGCAGUUAUAACGAGACCCUGAGCACCCUGCGCUAUGCUGCCCAUGCCAGAAAUAUUGUCAACAAGCCUCGGGUUAAUGAGGAUGCGAAUGUUCGGCUGAUCAGGGAACUGAGAGAGGAGAUUGACAGGCUGAAGAGCAUGCUGCUCAGCUUUGAAAUGCAACGUAAUCCCAGUCCAUCCUUGAGUGACGAAAGGGAUGGAAAUCUUUCUGAAAUCGUGCUGCAGAACGAGCUAAAGGUGGAGCAGCUGACAAAGGACUGGUCAGACAGCUGGAGGGACAAGAAGGAGCUCCUGGAGGAGUACAGUGUGGACAUCAACAGAGACCGGGCCGGCUUCCUCAUCAACUCCCUCCAGCCACACCUCGUUGCCCUUGAUGGAGAUGUUCUCAGCACCGGUGUCGUCUUUUAUCACCUCAGGGAAGGAGUUACCCGCAUUGGACCUCAGGACCAAUUUGAAGAACCACAAAUAGUCUUGCAGGGCAGCGCCAGCUGUGAGAUUGAAAACCACGGGGGUGUGGUGACGCUCAGGCCAGUGCCGAGCUGUGUCUGCCUGCUCAACGACAGAGAGGUCACAGAGUCCUGUAGACUGGCUCAAGGGACAGUGAUUACCUUGGGAGGAGUGCAUAAGUUCCGCUUCAACCACCCGGCUGAAGCAGCUGUCCUUCGGGAACGCAGGCGGGCCAGUGAAGGUGGCAUGACCUGCACCUACACAGAGCUUUGCCUUGUGACCCCUGAUAACAGUGUCAAAGAAGCGAAUCUCCCACAGCAGGUGGGUGCAUGCUUCUCUCCCGGUGAGGAGCCUUCUGCCAGGCAGCGUGUGGAGGAGCAGAAACGCUUCGUGGAGAGUUUGCGUCAGGAGAUUCAGGCUGAACAGAGACGGGCUGAGAGAGAGCUAGAAAGGGAGCAGGCCUACCUCCAACAGCAGCACACUGAGAUCCAGCAGUGGAUUUUGAAGGAGAAACAUCGCCUGACAGCUGUUGAACAGAGGAUCACUCAGGAGUCUGGAGUUCAAGCAGACCUCCUCCCUGCACCCCUGCUGGAGAGGUUAACAAGCCAUGUGUUCAGGGAUCAGAAAGAUGUUUCAGUGGAUUGUCCAUCCCAAGUGAUAAGAGCCAGGAAGAAGGCAGUGCAGGAUGAAUUGCUAAAGCAUCACGCUCUCUGCCGGGCCGAGAGCCGCAUUCGGCGCAAAAGGCUGCGUUACCAGCUGGAGAGAAUCGCCAGCAAGCAGCAUCUGUUGGAAGCAAAGAAAGAGUUACAGCAGCUGGAAAAGACUCUGCCUUUAGGACCAGACAGCCCAGAAUCUCCUGAGGCUGGAUCGCCCUCAAAGGUCAAAGGACGACCGUUUGAUUCUCGUAGACACUCGUUUUCAUCCGAUCUUUUGUCCCGACUCUACCCACAGAACACACCCAUCUUCAGACACUUCCUCAAGAGAAACAGAUCCACAGACCUGACUUUAAAUUCACCCACAACGUCCGAUUGGACUGGUAGCAGGAAGUGGGUUUCGGAUGAGUGUCUUCCUCGGGAAAGGACCCAAAGUUGUUCUGGUUCUAUCUUCUCAGAGCAAAAUCAGCCCCGCCAGAAUGGAGUAACCUCCCCUGAAAAGAUCACACAGACUGCCAAGGAGGGACCACAAACCCAGCUCUGCCGGGAAAGGCCAGAAAGGAAACCUCUGCUUCCGAACCGAGACCUGUCUUUUAAGAACAGGUCAGACCAGAAAUUGACGGGUACACAGAAGUUGCCUCUUGGAUGUAGUUUGCUGCUAGUCGGCAAGGAAAACUUUCAAGGAUCAUCCACAGACAAACCCAGUUCUGAGAAUGGCCCUGUUAUGCACGAGAAAACAUCCUGUCAUGCAGAUAACAGCAGAUUAGGAACCAUCAGCAAGUCGUUUCCUCGUUCUGUGGGGCCCAGGAUAAAAAGAGCUCUGUCCAGAGUGUUCAGAAAACCUCCCUCAGGUGUGAAUAGACAACUGCCUAAGCUGCUUGGAAAAUUUACAAGUAAAUUUCACUGGAGACAAAGAAGAGACAAGAGCCUUAGAGACACCAAAAUGGGUCAAAGGAAAUGUACCAUUAAAACUACAGUCUCGUGUGAGGAGCUUGACCAAAGGACUCUGUUUGAGAGCAUUAGACAUAGACGGUGGCAUAGUACUGAGGCUCUGAUGAACAAGACUAGUAGAUGGAUCGAUGAGCAGCAUGGACUGGUUGGAUGGGAGGAAGAGCGAGAAGUCAAAGACAAUGGGACAUCAGACUGCGAGAGCCUUUUCUCUCUUGAUUCUCUGUCCUCUGCUUAUGCCACAGCUCUAGCAGAGCAGCUGAGACAUGAGGAUGCAGCUCAAAGCGAAGCAGAGAGUGAAGACAGUCAGAUGUCUAAAGAUUCACUCAGUUUGGAGAGCACUGUUAAAUUCUCAACAGUGAAGAGAUUUAGCCAGACACUGGUACCAACCUACUCACUGGUGACGGAUUCCACUGAUUCAUCCAAGCUGCACACUAAAACAGCAGAGACCAGUUUUGAGUGGGACAGCCGUCAGAAAACUCUCGUAAUCCCAAUAGAGGCAUACUGGAGCCAUCAAAGCUCCCCGAAGACAAGACAAAUUGAUACAACAAUGAAGCCUUCUUCUCAAAGCUCAUUAGUAGCAGAUUCUAGAGGCAGAGACACUGUACAUAAAUUAACUCAGGACUUUGGGAAUGUGGAGGCUUUAACCAGUAGCCCACGCUCUCUGAGCAGCUGCAGUGUGAGGGAGCCAGAAAACCCGCUGGUUCUCACUGAUGCCUGGUCCUCCACAGAUGCAGCAGAGAGUCCCAGGAUGCAGAGGGAUUCUCUACCUUUUCAAAGAAACAUUAUGUUCCGACACGCAGAGAUCAGCAGCAGUAGUCCCAGUCCGACAAGUAUGAAUCUGUCUGGCUCUCAGGUUGGAUCUAGAAGCCAUAGCUCUACGUCCACUAGCACUGAAGGUGUAAACAUGAAAGUGGAAGAACACGACCUUGAAGUUUUGGGGGGUUUUCAGGCGCUGACAACACCAGACAAUGCCCUGAAGUCUGAUAAUCAGAAGGAUGUAAGGUGUUGUGCAGAGUGUUUAGGAGAACCCGCAAAAAUGAGAGAUCCUUCUAUUACAGGUACUCCAAUUUUCAGUUACAGUCAGCAUCCAGCAUCUUCAUUAGAUCAAAUGGAGACUGAAAUUUCCCAGACCACACAAACAACAUCAAAUUUGAUUCAGGUGUUUGCAGAUUCCUCCAAUAUGAUGUUUGCUGACAUUACAGUGUCCUCUGACCAUGAAAUGUGCAGCUCAUUGUCUCAGUCAGUAAUCCAUUUCUCCACAAAUCCUACAAACCCACGUGAAGUACUGGCUGAGAUGCCUGAAGCUGCAAGUCUCUUAAAACCUUCUACUGAAAAGGCAAGAGUAUGCAGUCUCGAUUGUGGAACAGAAAAGGUGAGAGAUUUACAGCAGUGUAAGUUUACAAAUGCAGAAGAUGCAUUUCUUAUAAGGGAUGGAAUCAAAGACGCUGAGCAGGCCACUGCACUACAGCAGGAAGUUGAUAAAUCAACUUGUAAAAAUUCCAGGAAGAGAAACAAAGACAAAGAAGAUACUUUCAUGGGCAGCUUGAAAAUACCAAAUACACAGGACAGCAGCGAGCUGGUAAGCUUCUGCUGUGCAUCAGGUGACAGCCAUGAGGAGAUUUGCCCUGAUGACAAUAAUAGCACCGGGGAUUCUAAUAAAGAAGAGCCUGCAGUAGAAACUAGCAGCAGAGGAUGUGAUUCUGUUUGUGUUGUUGGCAGCGUUACACAAGAUACAGUGUCUUCAGUUGCAUUGCCAGUAUCUGAUUGCAGCAGUGGGAAACUCGAACCAAGUCGUGGCGUCUUUGAGGACUCUCAGUUUGGGCUUCAGAGUCAUGAAAAAGAUUCACAGAAUAGUAUUUCAUUUGGCGAUAAUAAAGUAGUCCAAAAGGUGGGUGUAACCCUAAAGGAACAGUUUGUAGAAACAGAACAGAGAGAAUCCCGAGUGAAUAACCAUGGAAAAAACCAGGAAAGGGGAGAACACGUAUGCAAGUCAGAUGCUAUUUGCAGCACUAUUGAUCUGAGAAUCGCAGAAGUGGUGAAAGAGCACAUGAAAUUGACAUUGAUGGAUAGUGAUGGGGCCAGGAAGAGCUUGAGUCAAAGUCUGAAUGCCUUGUCAUCAUCUGCAAUUCAUUUUGUUUCAAACAGUAAUGAAUGUAGAUGGACAGCAAAACAUCUGCGAGAUGAAAGGAGUAAUCAAGCGAAAGAAGGAACAAACCUGAGUGGACAUCCUACACUGGAAACUUUACUGAUAAGUAAAAAUAAGGUGGAUAAAAGUGAGCACCUGGCUUCAGCUAUGGCAGCUGAAUUGAGGAAUAGCAGCACGGUUGUAUGUACUGAAGUGACGGAAACCUUUGACAGCGCUCAUAGCGUGUCUGAUGGAACAUUAAACAAGCAGGUCUUCAGCCGCUGUGUUUUCCAAAACUCACUUCCACAUAUCCACUCAAGUCUGACUCUGUGCAGCCAGGCAGGGUGCGAGCACGCUAGCGACUCUUUGUCAGCAAGUGAUGCCUUUGUAACACAAAAACAAAUUAAUGAUGCAGGCAAACGUGAAAUAAUAGCUAAUCUUCAUCCAGUUAUUACUGAUAUUUGCUCCAAAAAAGCGGACAGCCAGACAGAUCCCCCAGCUUCCAAUGCUAAGCAGACAUGCCCACAACUUAACCAAAUAAGCCCUGAAACACUUUUCACCACUGACUGCAUAAAAGUGAAUUGUAGCUGUACUGCUAUGGGGCGCACAGGUGUGGAAACUGCAUCGAACGUUGUCAAUAAAGAUAAUUAUUCACCCAAACCAAACACGCCAAAGAUGAUUCAACAUUUCCAAACCAGUGGCGAAAUAUCUGGAGCCAUGAAGUUAUUAGCUGGUGGUGGAUUACAUCAGUUUAAAGCAGACAGAAGCUACAGCAACCAGAACACACCCCGUGGUGAGGAUGUCUGCAUGAAAGGCUCGGCUGGGCAUGAUGUAAAUGUUGAACGAGACACCACAACAGGAGGCAAACCUUCUGUCACAGCACAGGAUGAGUUCAGCUAUCGACAGACUGAUUCCGAUAACUCGUCUCAGAGCUGCUGCAAAAACAAACCCCCAAAUUUAUCUGAGUCACAUCCCAAAUUUAAUGAAAAUACUCAAAUCAUUAGCAGUGGAGAUUGCAUAAUGAAAAGUGACAAAGAGACUUUGACCCAACCAUUCGUGCCACACAAUCGAGCAGUAACGGCGGAGUCACAAUCUAAAAUGCUACAGCAAAACUGCUUUAAAAAUCCAAGUUGUUUUAGACCUGUAAUCGCCAAAGAGCCCAAGAAAAGCACAACUGGAGGCAUGUUAGGAAAUUCUUCUCUUAUGAUGCAAAAAGGCAAAACUAAGCGGUUCAGAAAGUCUCACAUCAGGACCUGUCCCACAUCUUCCUCUGACUCCUCUCUUAAGUCAUCAGACGAGGAUGAGGAGGACCACGCCGCCACUAGGAUGCAUCACAGCAGGCUGGCAUCUAAAUGGGUCAAGCUUGACAUUCAGAAUGAUGUCAAACCUGAAGUCAGACAGCCAAGAAAAAGCAAUGCAGGACAAUCUACUUUAGCAGCAGCAAACAAAUCAAACGUGAAGACUUUUUCCCAUGGAAACCCCGGCAAAAACGAAGUUAAGCUUAGUAAAGCUUACACGCUAAAAAGACACUCCUUACCUCUUCGGUCAGUGUCACAGAAAACGGAACAAAUUAGCCCGCAUGCAAACAAAAAGGAGCCACAGCAUGUGCCAAAGUCUCAAGACUCCCCUAUUCAUUUUGCAUCCAGUGACAUCAACCCUUAUGUUCACCAGUGGCAAGAAGACGACUCAGGCCAACAUUGCUACCCAGCGUUUGGAAGUGCUGCUGACCUAUCCAGUAAUUCUCCACUUUUAAACAGCUCAGAGAAACGUAUAACAAGGUGCUGCAGUGUCGAUAAUGGUCUGAAUGAGCAGAACUCUCCAUUUAAUUCUCAUCUUAGCACAUAUGCUACAAACAAGGGACUCUCUAGUACUCUUAGUAGUGUGGAGGAUUAUAAAGAACAAGCAACUAAAACAUCUCGGCUUACACCCUGUCAACAGGCAUUUGCGAAUAUCUGCAGUUGCCCUGCUAAUCUGACAGCAGACAGCGGUUCUUCAGUCAACAGUGUUCCUGGCGAUCCUGGCAACGCUUCCGGUCGAGUAGAUGAAAUCAUGUUUGUUUACUCACCUGAGCAAGAGUGCCAGACGAGCAAAACAAACGCACAAAGGACAUGCGAACACAGUACUCAGACUGAGCGUGAGCUUCAGGCGCAGGGUAACGGUAAGAACUGUAGCUCUCUGAAGAGGAAAGAUCGUCACAAAAGGAGCAACACAGAUGUACCCGCGUCACAGAAAAACAAGGUGGAUAUCACAGAAUCUCCAACUUGGGCCAGUAUGGAAAGCAUGUCAGCUCACAUUUCUAAGUUAAUCAACAGCACCUCAAACCUGCUGGGGGACGUCCAGGGAAUGAGGACAGGUGAAGUUCGCAGUUUCAGUUCAAGGAGUAUUAACUUCUCUGAUCUUAGCACAUCUUACGUCGAGUCUAAUGGUGGCACCAAGAGAGACUGCUCAACUCAGACAGCUGCAGAUGUUGGCAUCCAGCCUGAGAGGCUUGUAGCUCCAGCAGAGAAGAAAGCUGCUGUUCUUCUGUCACCCAGUGAGAAGUCUAAAUCUCAUGAAGUCAAUGUCAUAGUCAAAGUGAUUGGUUCUGAUGCUGUGAGUGUCUCUCAAGACAAAAAUAUCCACUGUGUGGUAAAAACAAAAUCUAACACAGUUGAAAAGAUGCAAAGUAUGCCUGACCUGAGGUUUAACACCUCUGUUUCCUCACAGCCUGCGAAUGACCCUCUCAAAACUGCUCGUGCAAAGACUGCAGCUGACUGUCAAAGGCGUGUAAGGUCUGCUUCAUCUAGAGUCUCUGAAGCACUGGGCCGCAGAAGUACUGCAGUCCCUGAAAUCACCCAUAGGUCAUCAAAAAUCUGCUACCAAGAAAAUCACAGCCCUUCAUUAACACACCUCACAUCUCCUCAUCUGAAGAAAAUGGUCACAUAUACAGACCGUGCGUCUUCUCCUAUUCUUACAGUGGGAGCCAGAUUACGCACGAGGCUCAAGGGUAAACAGUCGGUAACAUGUUCUGCAAAAUAUAAGGCUCAAAAGACAAACCAUCCCUCUGAGGAUGACAGCAUGACCAUUCCUUCUGUUUCGGAUGGCAAUCGGAUGUCCUUACGGGAUUGUGAUUCUUCCUCUGACAAAUUAGAAUCAGUAUCACUUGAGAAAGUGAGUGAAAUUAGUUGCACAAGCUCUAAAAGAUUAGAUAAGUGCUCUUCAAGUCCAAAUCCAUCAAUGGAAACAUAUGCAGAUUCUGAUGGGAGACAUGUGAACUAUCAAGACAAGGACAACCACAAGCUCGGGUCCAAAUGGCCGGUGGCAUCCCCGCAGUGGACGCCUACUUCAGCAAAUGGUUUAAUUUUGCAGAACCACAUUUCCCCCACAUUAAAACAGACUGAUGUGCGCAAACAGCAGGCAUCAGACUUCAGAAGACUUGUGCCUAAUGCUGGGGAUUUUAACUACAGUCUAUCUCCAUUCAGCGACAAGGCUGAUCAACCUCAAGAGGAUGAUAUAAUGUCACUAGCACCCAGUGAAUGCAACACAGAUGUGCUUGUGAACAUUGAACCUGUCAGCGAUGUGUUUCCUUGUCAAGAUAAUCAGAGAGUCCCGGAGGACCUGCCUAUGCACAACAAGUUCACCAACUGGUCGGGGGUCAAUCAGCAACAGUCAAAAUGCUCAAAAAACCUGACCACAUUUGUGACCAGUGAGCACAACAAACGCAGAGAGUGUGCCGAAUGGGGUGAAGUCGGGAGCUUUGGUUCAAAUGCAGAAUCUGUGGCGCAGAGCGACAGGAGGGCAAAGGAGAUAGUGAAGCUGCGACAGGAGAGAGAGCAGGUGAUGGCGACGGUCAACCUCAACAUGAACCCGACACCACUGACUGUGGAGCUGGCAGAGGCUAAGCUUCAUUACAGGCUGGGAGAGACGGACACGCUGCUAAAGAUGUUGUCCCCGAGGUCCAAAGAAGAGCUUGUGACGCCAGCUUCUGCUUCUACAAAACAGCAGCUGUAUGAUGUGCAUCGCAGGAGUAUUGAGGGUUUGAGGCAGGAGAGGGAGGAGCGCCUCCAGACUUACCGGAGAGCUCGUAGCUUGAGUCCGAGCAAGCACCCACGCCUCCGUCCUCAGGAGGCUGCAUCUAUUGCAAUGCCCAGUCGGCACAAAGAGCAUCUUCAAAGGCUUCGGCAAGAAGUGAUAGAGAGCGCCAGAAUGCCAGAUGCUCCAAGGGAAGAAAGCCAGUAUCCAUCUGACAUUGAGCAGCUGUUGCGGGACUAUGGUCGAGCUCGGGAAGAAGCCAGGACGGAGAUCGCAAAGGCACGAGAACGACUGCGAGAACGGACUGAGCUUGAGAAGAGGAGGCUACAGCAGCAGGCCCUAUCUCAGGAAGACAAGGUGACGUGUGCCGGACAGGAUAACUUGAGGCAUCGGACAAGGAUAAGCAACAGCACUUUGUGCACGGGGUCCAGUCUGAGUCUUUCCUCUGGACCAACAUCAGGGUACAACAGUGGCAACACCACCCAACUACAGCAGGGCAACAGACCAGUUCGAACAGGACAGAUCAUGAAGAAUGAAGGGCUGAAGGUUGGGACACGUCCUCCUAUUUGUGCUCCACAGAGUGUGAAGACGCAGAGAGGGUGGCUGUCAGCCCAGGACGUCCAACAGAGCAGCGGGUUUGAACCUCUGAUGACUUCAUCUCCGGCCUGUACACGCCAGCGGACAGCAUCCGUCGGCUCCUCGUCUUCCAUAUCGACAACCUAUCAGGACAUCACAUUCAGUCUUCUCGGUCGAGCUCUGGCUGAGGUGCGACUGGCUGCCUCAGGGGAUUUUGGCAACUUGGUGACGGGCAAAGCCGCAGCAGGCUGGAGUUACCAAGGAGAUGAACGGGGAAUUCAGGCAUACUACAAAUCCUCUUCCUGCCCAUCUGUCCACGGUUUCCUGGGGGCUGGGGAGCUGGACAGACCACCGGAUAGCCUGUGGAACCUAAUCUCCCAGCUGUCCAAGAGCCACAUGUACAAUCAGUCAGUCCGCUCAGUGUGGACACGACCACUAGAUGACAGCACUCAGCUUGUUUACAUUCUCACAGAUUCGUCCACCUGUCACCUCAGCCAGCCGCGAGAUUUCUGCUGCAUCAGCUCGCAGUCCAAACAGGGUGGCCUGCACGUGCUGGCAAUGCAGUCUGUGUUUGAGGAGUCUCUCCCUCGGCCCAGUGUGGACGCCAUCCGUGGGGAGAUGUUGCCCAGUUGCUGGAUCUUGCAACCAGUUAGACGUAAUGAAAAGGAAGUAACCAGAGUCAUCUACCUGCUACAGCUGGACCUAGGAACUCCAUCUUUUCCUCACCGUCUCGUGAACACUGUUGCCAGACGACAGGCAGCCGUCAUCGCCGAUCUUGACGUUUUCCUUUCUUCGUAAAUCGGCGGGACGCGCAAAGACGCAUCAUUAGCAGCGAGCACUUAGAUCCUCUCCAUCACGGAGUCGGUCUGUCUUUUGAAUUUGCACCUGAAAUGUUAUUUACUUGAUUUUUUUUUUUAAGGGCACUGUUACAUUUUAUAUCCAGACACAAAGUUGAAGCAGCUUUUUUUUUUCUUAAUGAAGGUAUUUUUGUAAAAUAUUGGUGUUUUUCUAUAUUUGUGCAUGCACAUGAAUAUUUUCAAGACUGUUUUACCAAAGAUGAGAUGUUUUUAAAUGAAUGACUUGGCAUUACAGUUAUUGCCAGUUGCUUUUAGGUGCUUUCAGGUUGAGACCACUUAAGUUUCCCCUCUAAAUCUUAUAUCCCCCUGAUAAAUAGCAGGCAUUUUACCUCCUCAGUGACAUUUUUGUCUGUUUACUUUCUUUUAUAUGUUGACUGACAGAUGCAGCCAGUUCUGUUAAUGUUUUAAAUCCACCAGUGUACAUCUUUGACUGCUUCCUCGCAGAUGCACAUAAAAAAAACACGGUGUAGUGAUAGACAGAACAAAAUAAGACAAUUUUCACAAACUUCUCUUUAGUCCUUUUCCCGCUACAUUUGUGUGCCUACAGCAUUUCCUCACAUAUUCAAUAAGAUUAAUUCAGCAGAAUAUGACUUUCAAAUAUCUCUUAGCAAUUCUCACAAAUGGAAAAGAAAGCUAUGUAAGCUAUAUACUGUAUUUUAUAGUAGCACCAUGUAGGCAAACCUGGAGGAAUGGUAAGGAGUUGUUUUGUAGCUGCAAAUGUUAAUCAGCUCACUGCAAAAAAACACGAGGGGAAAAAAAGUUUUGUAGCAAAACAAGGAAGAGGAAAGUUGGGAACCUUUUGACUAUUAUCAACUCUUAAGGGCAUGAGGGCAGAUCAGUUUUGAACCAGAACAUGAUGGUUCAUGCCUUCAUGUCAAACAUGCAACGUGUUGAUGAGACUAUUAUCCAGCUCCAGGGUUAAGCUCUCAUAGUUUUCAGUACCCCGAUUCUGCAUGAGGUGAGUUUUUAAGGUCUUCCCCUCCCACUUGUUUCUGAAGCCUGUUAUUUAUUUAGUUUCUCUUGCCUUCUGUUUGAAAUGCUGUUGAAUGUGUUAUGUAGCUGUUUUUCGGAGUGCUGUGUUUGUGGCUGCUUGCACAAAACCUUUUAUGCAUUUAGUAAAAUUGAAGAGGAUUGUAAAAAGGUUGUUGUUUUAAUGUGUACAGUUCUUUAAAUUAAGAUGAGAAAAGGCCAGACUGCUCUCAGACAUUCCGGGUCUUGUGUAUUUGGAUAUGAAGCCAUGUUAUGCGGAGUCAUUAAAAGACAAUGUUGACUCUGAAAGUUCAACUAAACCUGUUCCCUGAGGCACCAAAGAAAAAGAGACAAGUGAAAAAUGCAGUAGGAGCUGUAUGGAAGGUUGAAGGAAAAUAAAACUUUAGCAGGAAAAAUUAAUUGCAAGAUUUUAACUUGUCAGAAUUUUGAGAUGCCUAACUCAAAAGUUUGACUUACAGAUUGCAAUUUUAAUAUUGUCAGUAAAACAAACCUCCGUACAGCUUUUUGUAAUAAUUUCUUGGUUUUUUUUUUAAUAGCAUAUUUUUUAUUUCUUAAGAAAUAUAUAUAUUUAUGUUUUUCUGGUGUGAUAUGUAUGUAUUUUAUUAUAAGCGCCAUACUUCUUGUUGCUAAUAAGUUGUUAUUAGCCAUUUUUCAAAUAAUUUGUUUGUUUUUUAUGACACAGAAACUGUUGCAUCAAAACCUCUUGUGUGUUCAGUUUUAGUUACCUUGUAUGUAGCAAGCAGAACAUUUACCUUUAGUGCUGACUGAAAUUCUUUUUGGAUAUUGUUGUACUGAAAGGUGAUAUUAA